This is a messenger RNA of Cyprinus carpio (common carp), 3512 nucleotides long. RefSeq names its product brain mitochondrial carrier protein 1-like. Gene Ontology annotation, biological process: mitochondrial transport. Gene Ontology annotation, cellular component: mitochondrial membrane. NCBI's taxonomy places the organism in Eukaryota, Metazoa, Chordata, Actinopteri, Cypriniformes, Cyprinidae. The record is from RefSeq and is a predicted model, not a curated record.
UUACCUGGCUAACAGUUGCAAGCCGUUAGAUGUUCGAUACUGAACCAAGAACAGCGAUCUUUCAUGCUAAGUCAGCAACAUAGACACAUCGUAUUAUAUUCGUGCGUUUGGUGGCUAUACGCUACUCUUUUAAAUUUCAAACGGUAACCUUAAAAGUUAAAAUGUUACACGAUUUGAUCAAAACAGGCGAGCCGCUGCUUGCUGUCACUCAACCUUCUUGGUGGCGGAAGUGGGUGGAGCAUCAGAUCAUUUCGACUAAUCGGCAUGGCUGACAGAAUUAUUGACAGCGUGCACAACCAAUAGGAUUUCCGCAAAUUUCCUAUGGCGCUUGCAAUGAGUCUUUAAUGCGGUUCGUCUUAUUCCGGUGAACAUUUGUCUAUACGUCUGACAAGACUGGCUGGAACACAGACGGGUAGCGCUAUGUUGUACAAUGUGAGAUUAAAACAGCUGAUUUGCUCCUAUUUUGGCAUUCUGCUGUUUUUAGUAGGACUCCAUCAAGCCGAAGGGGCCGCAACAGAAAUGGCAAACCUGAACUGGAAGCCGUUUGUUUUUGGGGGAAUGGCCUCAAUGGUCGCAGAAUUCGGUACGUUUCCCAUUGAUCUCACAAAAACACGGCUCCAGGUUCAAGGGCAGACGCACUGUAUGGAGGUCCGAUAUCGGGGCAUGUUCCACGCUUUGUUCAGGAUUGGUCGUGAAGAAGGCAUCCGGGCGUUGUACUCUGGAAUUUCACCUGCGCUCCUCCGGCAAGCUUCCUACGGGACAAUCAAGAUCGGUACAUACAACACACUGAAGAAACUGUUUGUUAGUCGUCCAGAAGAUGAGACUAUGGUGAUUAAUGUGUUCUGUGGUGUGGUGUCUGGAGUUUUGUCAUCCUCUUUGGCAAAUCCAACUGAUGUGCUUAAGAUUCGCAUGCAGGCUCAAGGCAGCCUGUUACAGGGAAGCAUGAUGUCUAAUUUCAUCAACAUUUACCAGACAGAAGGCACGCGAGGCCUGUGGAGGGGUGUAAUUCCUACUGCACAAAGGGCGGCCAUCGUGGUGGGUGUAGAGCUGCCAGUUUAUGACAUCACCAAGAAGCAUUUGAUUGGUUCAGGCCUCAUGGGAGACACAGUGCUGACUCAUUUCAUUUCCAGUUUCACGUGUGGUCUGGCAGGUGCUUUGGCCUCCAACCCAGUGGAUGUGGUGAGGACACGUAUGAUGAAUCAACGUGUGGUCGCAGGUAACCCUCUGUACAAGGGCACCCUGGAUGGACUCAUGCAGACCUGGAAAAACGAAGGCUUUUUUGCUCUCUAUAAAGGCUUCUGGCCCAACUGGCUGCGUCUGGGGCCCUGGAACAUAAUUUUCUUCAUCACCUUUGAGCAGCUGAAGAAGCUUCCAUUGUAGAGUUUGUGACUUGACUGAACUGUGUAUGUGCUUGGGUGUGUGUGUGUGUCUAUGGCUUCAGCAUUUUCCAUCCCUUCUCCAUCACACACCUAUAAUUAUUUUUAGAACAUUUAUUUUGUUCUCAUUUGCAUUGUACAUACUUGACCUAUUUAAACACACUUGUUUUUGCACCUAAAUGCUUUAUUUUUCACUUCCGGCAGCUAUCUUGUCCGACAGCGCCAUGUUCACAGGCCCAGUGGUGUUUUCAUAGUACAUGCUUGAGAAGCCACACUGGUGAAUAUUUGAGGUAAAGGGCUAUAGUGAAAACUGGAAACCACCAGACAUAGUUUCUCCACACUGGCUAGAGAGUUUGGAAUUAUAGCAUAGUGCUUAAAGUUACUAAAAACACAUCCGCCAUGUGGGAGAUGUAGAGCAAUAGUUUAGUGUAGAACUGAAUGCAGUUGGGGAAUAUAAGCAGAAAUAUUUGAGGUCCACGCACUCCAAAUUAAAUAUUGUCCUUGUAAUUUAAAAUGCUCACAUGUAAACACAGCUUCAGUGAUAAGAAUGUAGUUUGCUUCAUCUGUAGACUGCAGAUGUGAUUGCCCAUGUUGCAAACUUCUAGACAGCCCAAAUUAAUAUCAAAUGAACUAAUAAGGGGUGCUGUGGCCUCAUAUCCUGUAUCUUUGAGCUCAAUGGGCAUUCAUAAAACACAAGCAAAUUUCAGUGUAGCUUAAGUCUGUUCUCGCCCAAGUGGUCGCAUUUAAUUCAGCAUUGCACAGAAAUUCUGUUGUGCGCAAAAAAGCUUCUUUUAUCCCAUAUUAUGUCAAGGACCCCUGAAAAGCUCCUUGGAAAUGGGUGAGAAGUUUAUGCUUGAACAUGUACAGAAUUCUAAGCACUCGUGACUGCGCACAAGCUUUUCAUUUCCUUAUUUUUUAUUUUUUUUUGCAGUGUUGUCUUUGUUGCCAUGUACAUUUGCAUGUGUGUAUGUAGCGUGUGUGUGCUUGUGUUCUGAGAAGCACAUGUAAAAUGUCAAAUAUUUUGGCAGCUGUGAAAGUGUGUAAAUACUGCUACUGUACGGUAGAAUAAAACAUUAGCAUAUAUAGUUUUUUGUUUGUUUGUUAAUUUUAAACUAGAUUUUGUGGAAAUGGGUGUCAGUAGCAUUUUUGAGUGCUUGCCUCUUUGCCAAAGUGUACAUGUAUUAAACCAGAACUGCACUGAUGUUGCUGGUUUUUAAAAGUGACACAUUAUUAUUGUUAUUAUUGGGAAAGUACUGUUACAUAUUUAUUAUUGUAUGCCGCCAUAUUUCAAGCCUUACCACUUCCUGCUUUUAUAUUUAUGCCUUUGCCUGGUUGUUUUAUGUCUCUCGGUAUGCUAGCCAAACAUGAAGUGUUGAACUUCUGUUAUAAUUUACUGUCUAUAUUGUUCAUAAUCUUUAAAAUGCAAAUCAAACUGUACUGUAAACUUCUAAGCAAACAUCCUUGCUUAAGUAUUAUGGACACGCUGUUUCUUCAUAUGACUUUAAGGGGACAAGAUUAAAAGGUUUAAUGUAUGUAAUGCCUGGGUUAUUCAGGGGUUUUCAUAUUUGUUAUACUUCCAAUUUUUUUUUUCUGAGCUUUGGCUUUUGCUAGAUUGGUGACUACAGCAUGGUGCAUGAUGUAUUCCUCUCUAAAUAACUUUGGAAAAUGCUAUUUCAUUAUGUGCAAAGACCAAGAACCACAUUAACCCAUGUGCCAGUGUUCUUGCUUCAGUUUACUGUUAGUAACUCACGAAUCGUUAGGUUGAGAACAUUUUUGCUGUUAUGCUCCCUCAGGUUUUUUUUUUUUCUUUGCAAGUUUUUUAUUUUUUUUCUUCAUAUAUACAGCUUUAUUUAUAUUUUUAUUUAUUUAUUUUAUUUUUUUGUUUGUUUCUUUUGUGCAGAGGUACUUUUUAAAUUUGUUCGUUUGGAUGUAUAAUGGAAAUCAGGAUGAAUUUUCUGACAAUGUUGUACAUUGAGGGAAAUUAUAGAAUGUAUUACCCAGAUUAAUUUGAUAAAUGUGACCCUGGAGCACAAAAGCAGUCUUAAGUCACUGGGGUAUAUUUGUAGCAAUAGCCAAAAAUACAUUGUAUGGGUCAAAAUGAUCGAUUUUUCUUUUAUGCCAAAAAUCAUUAGGAUA